Molecule: messenger RNA, 2830 nt
Organism: Siniperca chuatsi (mandarin fish)
Lineage: Eukaryota; Metazoa; Chordata; Actinopteri; Centrarchiformes; Sinipercidae
Gene: c7a
Product: complement component 7a
Exons: 18
Coding region: 125-2644 (839 amino acids)
Biological process (GO): immune response
Cellular component (GO): membrane attack complex
Molecular function (GO): protein binding
Source: RefSeq, a predicted model, not a curated record
GAAGUUCCAUGGAACGUCCCUCCAAGAGUUUGACUCCCUAACAAGAAAAAAACUUACAACAACAAUAUAAAUAACCAGCGUAAAGCUGAUUCAAGACUCUUAUGUUUGCUGCUCUUCAGUCACCAUGAAGAACAUUACUCAACUCUUUUUAGCAGUCUUGCCAUGGCUGCUAUUCCUGCUCACUCCCAAGGGGUUUUGUUACCAGAGAAUUAAUUGCCAGUGGGGGCCUUAUGGUGAUUGGUCAGAGUGUGAUGGCUGUACCAAAUUACAGACAAGAAGCCGAGCCAUGGCUGUCUACUCUCAGUUUGGAGGGAUCCCCUGUGAUGGAGAGCGGUCUGAGACCAGGUCCUGUGAAACCACACAAGGCUGCCCUCUAGAAGAUGGAUGUGGAGACAGGUUUCGCUGUCGAUCAGGGAAGUGUGUUAGCCAGUCUUUGGUGUGUAACGGAGAUCAGGACUGUGAGGAAGAUGGACACGAUGAACAUGUCUGUGGCGAUCAAAGCUACAUUAUAUGUACACAAACAGCUUUCCCGCCUAACAUUGAUCUCCUAGGACUCGGGUUUGAUGCGGUGUCAGAAAAGUGGAGGGCCAGUGUCAUCAACACAAAGAGCUUUGGGGGCCAAUGCCGCAUUAUCUACAGCGGUGUCCACAAUGCCUUCUACAGACUGCCCCUUAGUACUACCCAGUUCAGCUUUAUGGUUAAAGUUCAGAAUGACUUCAGUGACGAGACGUACACCAGUAAAUGGCACUAUGCAAAGGACAUUGUCAACAGACAGACAGUGUCCGGGACCACGACAGGAUAUCGAAACUAUGACUUUCAUGAGACAACUGACAGGAGUCAGAUCCAGAAGCUUUUGGUUUUAAAGAAUGACAUAGAGGUAGCUCAAUUCCAGAGCAACUCUCCUCAGUACCUCCCAAUAUCUGAGGAGUUGUGGAAGGCACUGGCCAAACUCCCAUCAGUCUACAACUACGCUGCCUACAGGAAGGUUUUGGAGAGGUUUGGAACACACUACCUGUCUGAGGGAACCCUUGGAGGCUCCUUAAAGAUCGUCGCCAGCAUUGAUGAUGAAACUGAAAGACAUUUGGUCAGCGAAACGGAGCAGUAUAAUGAAUGUGCAAGGACUAAACGCUGGAUUCUUUUUUUCCCCAUUACCCACGUGAGCUGCACGGGUGAUCAAAGUGAACGCACAUCAUCCAGUGGUUUUACCAGGAGCAAUAUUAUGAAAAGAGUGGAUGUGCAGGGUGGAGGCAUCGAACAUAUUGCACCACUGAAGACAAUGCAGGUCACUGAUCCGGACAAGAACUGGGAAAUGUACUCAAACUGGGCUGAGUCUGUUCGAUCAUUUCCAAAGGUCAUAAAACAAAAGCAGCUGAGGCCGCUGUCAGAGCUGGUGAAGGAGGUUCAGUGUGCCGGGGUGAAGAAGCUCUACCUUCGCAGAGCCAUAGAGCAGUACCUUACUGAGAGCCACCCCUGCCACUGCCGGCCCUGCAGCAACAAUGGCAUGGUUGUCAUGGAUGGAGAUGAAUGCAAAUGCAUCUGUAAGCCUGGCACAUCAGGACUGGCCUGUGAGCAGGGAAUUGACGCGGAGGGUCAGCAGGGAGUGAUCCAUGGCAGUUGGGCUUGCUGGUCUGCGUGGUCAUCGUGCUCUGGGGGCCGAAGUUCAAGAAGUCGUUCCUGCUCCAAUCCCACUCCUCAGAAUGGGGGACAGCACUGUAUCGGAGAACCCACUGAGACAUCUGACUGUGAAGACCAAGACCUGCAAUACUUAAAAACCAUGGAGCCUCAGUGCUUUGACAAAACUCUGCCAGCAAGUCAGAAGUGUGGAACCCCGCCUGCUCUAAUCAACGGCUAUGUCCUGGACCCUAAAGACAUUUACCUUGUGGGUAGUAGGGUUGAGUACAGCUGCACUGAAGGUUACUAUCUUACUGGUCACAGCACCCUAGAAUGCACUGCUGAUCAAACCUGGUCUGGCCGCCCUGGACUGUGCACAGUCUCAAGGUGCCAGAUUGUCUCCUUUGCUGAAAAUGUCAUAGCCUCUCCUUUAAAAGAGGCCUAUGGCAUAGGGGAGACAAUCACCUUGUCCUGUCCAGCGGGUAGACAGCUACUAGGAGAAGCAACAAUUAUAUGUGACCCCAGUCUGAAUUUUUCACCAGACCCAGCGGACAUCAAAUGCGGCCCAGUCAUUACACCACAGUCCUUUCCCUUGGUGCAAUGUAAACCGUGGGAGAAGUCUUCCAGAGGAAAAUGUGUUUGCAAAAUGCCUUUUGAGUGCAGGUCGUCUUUGGAGAUGUGCGCCACUAUUCCUGUGAGUAGAAAAUCCAUCCUUCUGAAUGUGUGCAAAAUGCACGUACUGCAGUGCAUGGGGAAGAACCACACGAUAGCAGAAGACAGCACCUGCAAGUGGCCAGAGCGCAGCACAACAGGCUGCACCAAUUGUCACAUGUGGGAGACCUGUGACGAGCAAACCAACGAGUGUCGCUGUAAGGACUCUGCAGAUUGCUUGACCCCAGGAUUAAAUGUGUGUGUCCGUGUUGGUGAGGAUGCGACUGCAGCGACUCAGACCAUGAGCGAGUGUGAAGCAGGACUACAGCGAUGUAAAGGAGAAAGGGUGUCAGUUGUCAGUAUCCUGCCGUGCGCUUCCUGAGGAUGUGGGAGGAGGGUUUGACCUUAUAACCUUCUAUCUCCACCUUCCUUUACACAUUAAUCUUCUAUAACAAUUUCCUCAUAUCAAGUGUCAUUGCUUUAACACAUUGUAAAAGUACAAUGUUAUUCAUGUAUAAAACUAUAAUGUAAAACUGUAUUAAGACAAUGAGUAAAUAACAAAACACCA